UUCUAUUUUGUACAUACAUUGUUUUGUAUAUACUGUAUAUGAUGACCUCGUUGGGCAGCGAACGUGCCCGGGGCGCUCGGGACAAAGUGCUGCCCACAACCACACAGACCACACAGCCACAGAAACAGCUACAGGCUACAGCUGAACAGAUCCGACUUGCUCAGAUGAUCUAUGACAAGAACGACGCAGACUUCGAGGACAAAGUCAAACAGCUGAUGGAGGUGACGGGGAAGAACCAGGAUGAAUGCAUGGUUGCUCUCCACGACUGUAACGAGGAUGUUAACAGAGCCAUCAACUUUCUGCUGGAGGGGACCUCUGACACGACCUCUUGGGAAACUGUCGGCAAGAAAAAGAGUCUUGGGAAGGAUGCUACCUCGACAGAGAGUAAGGAGAACAAGGAGAAUCGGGAGAAGAGAGGAGAGAGGGAGAGUAGCAAGGGUCGUGGAGGAGCCAGCCGUCGGGGCAGAGGGGCCAGCCGUAACCGGCCAGCACGGUCUGAGGAGAACGGGGUGGACGCUGGUCCUGCAGAGAGAGGAGCUGACCGUGGCCGUAGAGGGAGAGGGAGAGUGUCCGGAGGCAGAGGAAGGGGUCGAGCUCCAGGGACCAGCAGGUUUACAGCACAGGGAAUGGGGACCUUUAACCCGGCAGACUACACUACGGACAGUGGCACAACCAACUCACACGCUGACGUAUGGGAAACGGGGGCCAGUGACACCACAGAUGGAACAGUGGCGUGGCGGAACACUCUGGAAGACUGGGCAGCUGAAGACUGGACUGAGGACGUGAGCCUUUCAGAGACCAAAGUGUUCACUUCCUCAUGUGCACCUGCUGCAGAGAACCACAUCACACCUGGCCAAAGUUUGGACCUGGCUUCUCUGCUGCAGAAACCUGCAAACAGGGAGGAGUUGGGAGGCCUGAAGCCGCCCUCCCCUCAGGGCCUGGGGCACAGCUUGGUCUUCACCAACUCCCACCAUCAGCCCACCCGCAACGGGGGCACCACCACGGGCACUACCAGCUAUGCGCAUGCCACUCUGUCCUCAGUCCUGGGAUCUGGUUUUGGAGACCUAAGUGGGCCAAAGCUGGGUACGUCUGCUGGGGCACAAAUACUGGAACAACUGAAGGGACCAGGUCUAGGGCAGCUUACCUCCCAACCACCCAGCACAGGGGCCAACUGUACUCCCGUUGGGGGAUUGGCGGGGUCAGGGAUGUCUGUCCCCUCCUCUUCCUGGGACAUCAAACCUCCCGGAACACAGAGCUCUGCCUCUCUGCCCUCCCAGUUUAGCCGGGAGUUUAAGAUUCAGCCAGAGCCUUCUUUGGUGCUAAGUCAGUUGGCUCAGAGGCAGCAGAGCUCUCUGUCCCAUACGGGGCCUCUGCCGCUGGCCAGGCAGCCCAGCCCUCCCCCUCUGAACGCCCCCUCGCCUGCCUCAGGCACACUGGAACCUUUCCCUAAACCGCAGGAGCCCACUCAGCACCGUGAAGGGCCAUCCUUGGCCCCCAGCCAGACUGACUCUCAGGGCAGCACCACGCAGCAACGGCAGAUGAAGACACAGAAACGAAGGAUACCUCCAACUUCCAAGAUUCCCGCUUCUGCGGUGGAGAUGCCAGGCUCCGCAGACGUGUCUGGGCUCAACGUACAGUUUGGGGCUCUGGAUUUCGGCUCGGAGUCGGCCCUGCCGGACUUCGGUCAGCCGGAGAACUGCAACAGUGACUCUGCCCGAGAACCCGCUCCAGUUCCCCAGACGCAGAGCAGUCUCUAUUCCAAACCCAUCAGUGAAUCUCUGGCCAAUCCAGUCCCAUUACUGCUGCCUAUGGCCUCAACUGACACCAUCUACCCUUCUCCCUCUGUGCCCCUCCCAAGCCUGGCCCCCUCCCUGACCACACCCAGCUCUGCCGCAGCCCCCUCCUCUUCCUCCUCCUCUUCAUCCUCGGCUGCUUCCUCUGCAGGGAACAGCUUUGACUGUGGAGUGGCUCCUCACUCAAGACUGACUUUCUCCCAGAGUAAAGAACCUUCUGGACCUGUAACAAACGGUUUUAAUGGUGUAAGAACCUCUGCUGCUCUUGACUCCACGUCAACCUCUUCCACUCCAAAGCCAGAGUCUCCCUCUCUGAGUAGCAGUACAAGUGUAGCCCCGUCUGCUCCCUCUGCUCUCUUGCCCCCCUCUGCAACCUCACACAGCUCGGCUCUGCCCAGCCUGGCUCCAGAGCUGCCCUCUGCCACCCUGCCGCCCCUCAACAGCCACGUGAGCAGUGGCCACUCUUCCGUAUCAGCACUUGGCACGAGUUCCUCACUCACAUACACAAGUGUGGACAGUGUGAGUUCUCUGGCCCCCUCGUCGGCGCCGUUCUCCUCUGCGCCGGCCGCAGCCCUGCCCAGCAGCAGCGCGAGCAGUGCGGUCAGCGGGAGCAGUAACAGCCUGCAUGGCACCGGAGCUCUGGGGCUCAGUGGAAACGGCACCAACGCACCCUCAGCCUGCAGGACUGCUCCUCUGCUCUCUUCCUCCACUGGCAAAGCUCCUCCUAACCUGUCUCAAGGAGUGCCACCAUUGCUGCCCAACCAGUAUAUCAUGGGUCCAGGAGGCCUGCUGCCUGCCUACCCGCAGAUUUAUGGCUAUGAGGACCUGCACAUGUUGCAGUCCAGACUACCUAUGGAUUACUAUGGAAUCACAUUCCCUGGUCCCACUGCAACACUGUCGAGCAGAGACGGGAGCCUCGCCAAUAAUCCUUACUCAGGUGAAGUCACAAAGUUUGGCAGGGGCGACUCCACCUCCCCUGCCCCUCCCACCAGCCUGUCGGCGGCCCACGCCCCCCAGGCGCCGCAGCCCCCGCAGGCCCAAAGCCAAGCUCAGAGCCAGCCUCAGCCCCAGUCUCACCACAACACCCAGCAGGCGUUCCUAAACCCCGCCCUGCCGCCCGGGUACAGCUACACGGGCCUGCCCUACUACCCGGGCAUGCCAGGGGUGCCCAGCGCUUUCCAGUACGGCCCCACCAUGUUCGUCCCCCCAGCUUCAGCCAAGCAACAUGGCAUGGGCCUCAGCAACCCCUCCACUCCAUUCCAGCAGCCCAGCGGCUACGGCCAGCACACUUUCAGCUCAGGGUAUGAUGACCUGACACAAGGUCCUGCAGGAGCCGAGUACAGCAAAGGGUACAGCAAUUCCUCUCAAACACAGGCCAAAUCAGCUGCCUCUGGCCCAGGGAAAGGUGUCUCUGUGACGUCUAGUAACUCUGGUGUGCCAGAUAUCAGUGGAACUGUUUACAAUAAGACUCAAUCCUUCGAUAAGCAGGGUUUCCAUGCUGGCACUCCCCCACCCUUCAAUCUGCCCUCGGCUCUGGGGGGCACAGGGCCGCUGACCCCCGGCGGUGCCCCCGGUUACGCCCCGGCGCCGUUCCUCCACAUCCUGCCCGCCCAUCAGCAGCCUCACUCUCAGCUGCUGCACCAUCACCUCACCCAGGAUGGACAGGGUGGUCCGAGCCAGCGCAGCCAGUCGAGCAGCAUGCAGCAGAAGACCCAGGUCAACAAAUCCAGCUACGGCAGCUCCCCUUACUGGGGCAACUGAGAUCAUAGCACGCUACCCAACAUCAGACUGAUCAGAGCAG
Messenger RNA from Chanos chanos (milkfish), 3594 nucleotides. RefSeq names its product ubiquitin associated protein 2a (gene ubap2a). The coding region runs from base 39 to 3554 and encodes 1171 amino acids. The record is from RefSeq and is a predicted model, not a curated record. Lineage: Eukaryota; Metazoa; Chordata; Actinopteri; Gonorynchiformes; Chanidae. Gene Ontology annotation, cellular component: nucleus; cytoplasm. Gene Ontology annotation, molecular function: protein binding. The transcript is spliced from 26 exons.